Messenger RNA from Postia placenta MAD-698-R-SB12, 897 nucleotides. RefSeq lists its product as hypothetical. Bases 1 to 897 code for a protein of 298 amino acids. The transcript is spliced from 3 exons. The record is from RefSeq and is a predicted model, not a curated record. NCBI's taxonomy places the organism in Eukaryota, Fungi, Basidiomycota, Agaricomycetes, Polyporales, Adustoporiaceae.
AUGCAGGGCCACCCUUAUGCUCAAGGUGUACCUCCACCUCAGCAAGCUGCUCCAGUCUCUGGUGCCUUCAUCGCCCAUGCAGCGGCGGCUGCGCUCUCCAACCCGUACGCCCAGAGCCAUGCCAUGUAUUCGUACUCUCAGGCCCCUCAUUAUGCCCAAGCAUACGCACAGUAUCAGGCAGCGAUGUCAGGACCGGCUGUAACCGCUGAGGGGUACACGCUAUCGUCGACAUAUACCCCUAGCUCCCACAAUCACCCAUUCUUCCCUGGACCGUCCUCACGGCCUCGGCAACCGACUGCCAGACCUGGGGGCUAUGGCCAAGCGCAGGCGCACUGGUAUCAGUCGGGGAACUCACGAUGCACGAGGCCCGGGUGCAACUUCGUAGGCUCCCAAAAGUCGGUUGAAAUUCACAUGAUGGACCGACAUCUCAUCUAUCCCUCUGGGUGGGAGAACCGCAAACGCAAGUCGGAUUGGGACGCGGACCCUAGUCUCAAAGGGAAACCGAUCCCUAUCCAGGGCACCAACGUCAAACUGGACACGCCGGAGGCGAUUGAGGCUUGGAUUGCAGAACGUAAGAAGAGAUACCCCACUGCGUCUCGAGUGGAAGACAAGGAGAGGAAGGCUCAGGAAGCCAUCGCCAGAGGACAGCUUCCGCUCAACAAUGACCACUUCCCAAAUCGCAAGAAGCGCCGUCUGGACGACUCGCAAAACAGCGCGCACCAUGAGCGUGGGCGAGGUCGUGGUCGUGGUCGAGGCAGGGGUAGAGGCACGGACCAGGGCUGGCAAGGAGCUCACCGCUGUGCCGGAACCUCCAGAGACCGCGAGGAGGCCCUUUGUGAAACAGCCUCGAAAACCGCUGUGCAAUCCAUUCGCAUCGCGCCACUCCCUUCUUCGUAA